This is a messenger RNA of Colius striatus (speckled mousebird), 8609 nucleotides long. Its product is annotated as DExD/H-box helicase 60. Gene Ontology annotation, molecular function: ATP binding; nucleic acid binding. Gene Ontology annotation, cellular component: cytoplasm. The record is from RefSeq and is a predicted model, not a curated record. Bases 75 to 5468 code for a protein of 1797 amino acids. NCBI's taxonomy places the organism in Eukaryota, Metazoa, Chordata, Aves, Coliiformes, Coliidae. The transcript has 38 exons.
CGGCGGGGGCGGGGAGGAGGGGACGCGCCCUCAAAUGGCACUUUAAAUGCGGAGCAGAGGGUAGGCUAGAGUGGAUGAAGAGUGGAGGGGGCAGCGGUGGAAGACCUGUGAUGGCUUCUGCAGAAGGUCGUUUCAAGAACUUCAUUCAUGUUGAUGCACAUGAGGAUGCUAGCGAUGAUGAUAAGGAUAAUGAACAUAGCAGCAGUGAGAAAACAGACUUCAUUCUGACAAAGGAAGACAAAGAGAGUGGGAGGACAAGUAACAGUGAUGAGGAAGAUGAGACCAGUGACAAAACGGAAGCAGCUGUUGCAGAGAUACUUAAAGAAGAGAAAGACAGAGCAAAAGAAGAUGAAGACACAGAUUAUGGUAACGUUUAUAGCGUCUCGACCACUGAAGAGGUGAUACAGUGGGCAUCACGAACUGAAUGCAAGGAUUUCAGAGUUCUGCAGCAUAAACAAGUAAGAAAACAACCAGAAUUUCUGAAGAAGUUGCGACUACACGUUUGGGCAUCCCUAUCAAGAUCUCAGUACGUCAGUCUGUUAAAAGACUUUGUUGAGUCUGAAUUCUUUGUGAUAGAUGGGGAUUCCUUACUGCUUAUGUUUUUAGAUGAAGAAACACAGUAUCUAAACUUGUUCUACCAAAUUGAAUGCUUUCUGCAGGACUUCACUGAAAAGGGAGCAAAAUACAUCAUUGUUUUCUUCAAGGAUGCAGAACAGAUGUACUUCCAGUAUCCUCAUUUUCUUUCCUUACGUACUGCAUUAAUAGAACACCUGAGGCAUAACACAAGAACCACUGUUCAUACAGAAUUUUCCAAUUGUUUAUCCUCCAAAUGGGAGAUUUUUCUGAAGAAAAGCUAUCCUUACUUUAUCAUUGUAUCUGACAUAGGACUGACCUCACUCCAAACAAACUAUUUAUCUAUUUUAAUUACUCAUUCAUUGUCAAAGAAAAUCAAUGUUGUGCUUGCUUCAGGACAGGAGUAUGAUAUUCUUAGAAUUUAUGGAUAUCAUGUUCAGAAUGUGUAUAAACACAGAUUAUUUUUUCAAAGGCAUGAACGAGAUCUGCGAUGUGCCUGUGAGGAGCUAGUAAGGUAUAGAGAACCAAUUGUACAUCUGUAUGAACAUCUCAAGCUGAGUCUGGAAAGCAUAAAAAAGGAGGUUUGCCAGACUAUCCAUCUAUUGAAACAACUGUGGCCUGAAGGAUCUGACAUUCGGCGUGUAGUCUGUGUUCUGGCUUGUGCCGUGGGGUUAAAAAUAUACAGUGACCUGUUGGAAAAUGCAAAGGGAGCAAAAAGAACAACGAGAAAGCAACCAGCAAAAGGAAGAAGUGAACCCCUAUCUUCAGAAGAAGCAGCUGACCUCUGUAGAAUGCAGUGUCUUACAGUGACUUUUCUUCUUCAUAUGCCUCUUUCACAGAGAGCUCAGAUUAGGAUCAUGAAAUCCUGCUGGACUAAGCAAGUUUUACCAUUAAUAAGAAUGCAACAGUUGUGUACACAUUUUGCUCUGACACAGCUCAGUGGGAAAAAUGAUUGGAAAUUGGACUUAACUUACCUGCCUGACUUAAAUGAUGAUUCACUGCUCGUAAAUCUUGCACAUUACUAUGAGAUUGAAUACACCAAAGGAUUAGAGUUCAAAAAGGAAUUGGGGAAAGAAAUAGGGAAUGAAUACCAAAGUUUAUGGAACACAGUAAGAAAACUGGCUGUGAAAUACAGUUUUGGAGAUGCUUUCCCAAUACGACAGACCUCCCAAAUAUUUCUUGAACAGAAACAGACAUUAUUUAAAGCUUAUAAAGACAAAAUCCCUAACGUUGGAUUAAUCUCAGUGAAAUCUGGUCUUGUUGAAGAAUAUGCUGGAGAUGUUUUGAAAAACCUACCAGUUUUAGAAAGCAAUGAUCCUGCAGUUACAUCACUUAUCAAAUACAAGAAAUUUGAUGAGCUUUGUCACUGGCAUUCUGGCAGACCUUUAACUGAAGAAUAUGAGCGAGUACGGUGCAAUGCUGAUGCAAAAUCCAAAGAUCCAAAAGAAAUAAGACAAAUACAAAAGUUACAGACUUUUCGGCAUUUUUAUGGAAGCACCUUGAAAGACUGCACUUCAAAACUUAUUGCACAAGAGAAUGGGUCAGGGAAUGCUAACAAUGCUCUCAAAAAGACACAAAAAAAGCAUAAAAGUAAAGCAGAAAUAAUUGCAGAAGAAAACCAGAGACGACUGCAAACUAAAGAAGAAAAGAAAGAACAGGAGCAAUGGAAAGCUUUGUGUAUACCAAUUGAAAAGGAAAUAAAAGCAAAUCUGACUGUUGGAAUAAAUAAAUUGGACAAGUUUCUCAAGACCCUUAAAAAUAAAUCUGUGAAGUUCAGUGUAGAAAUGACAGGACUGUCUGUCUGUGUAGAAGUGUGGAAGGAACACUGCAGAGGGCAAGGUAACAAAUGUAAAGAUUUAAGCAAAGCUGUUCAAGUCAUGAGGAGAAUUCAUAUCCUCCUUGAAAAGUAUCAGGAUCUCUUGGAGAAGACACAUCUACAAAAGCUGACCAAAUAUCUAAGGCUUCUUGGAUUUGAGAAUUUGGCAUGCUCUCUAUCUGGCCAGAUGGGAGAAAGUAAGGAUACCAAUAGAAGCAACUAUGCUAUCGAAGUGGGUCCAGCUCGCUUUCAACUACAAUACAUGGAUUAUUACUUGCUCAGAGAGGAGAGGAAUGAUCCAGAUCCCCGAGUGCAACAUUUCAUACCAGACACAUGGCAGAGAGAACUUCUUGAUGCUGUAGAUAAUAAUGAAUCUGCAGUGAUCGUUGCACCCACUUCAUCAGGAAAAACAUAUGCAUCAUAUUAUUGCAUGGAAAAAGUUCUGAAAACGAGCAAUGAAGGAGUAGUUGUGUAUGUUGCUCCUACAAAGGCCCUUGUAAACCAAGUGGUGGGAACUAUAUACAGUCGGUUCACCAAGAAACUUCCAGAUGGAUUGGUAGUGUGUGGAGUCUUCACACGAGAUUAUCGUUACGAUGUCAUGAAUUCUCAGAUACUAGUGACUGUGCCUCAAUGUUUAGAAAUCCUGAUGCUGUCUCCACGUUGCCAGAAAUGGACCAAAAGGAUACAAUAUGUUAUAUUUGAUGAGGUUCAUUGUCUUGGCGGUGAAAUUGGAGCAGACGUUUGGGAGCAUCUUCUGGUAACAAUUCGAUGUCCGUUUUUGGCGCUCUCUGCUACUGUCAGUAACCCGGAACACCUGACUGAGUGGUUACAAUCUGUGAAAAGGUAUUGGCAACAGGCUGAGACUAGAAUAGCAAGAAGCUCUACAAACUCUGAAAAGAUCUUUACAACAAAAUGUAAAGUGAAAUCUACAAUACGAGAACAAAAGAAGUCUUAUCGUGUUAGACUAGUCUUGUAUGAAGAAAGAUACAACGAUUUGGAAAAGUAUGUGUGUUCUUUAAAUGGCAGUGAUUUUGUCAUUGAACAUUGUCAUCCAUGUGCUGCAUUAACAGCCAGUCAUAUUGAGAACUAUGGUAUUCCUUCAGAUCUUUCUCUGUCUCCACGAGAGAGCAUCCAGCUUUAUGACACAAUGGUAAAAGUCUGGCAAAAGUGGCCGAGGGCACAGGAGCUAGAUCCAGAGAAGUUUGUCUCUUUCAAGGAUAAAGUAGUAAUAAAAAAGGCAGAUGUAAGGAAAUAUGAACAAGAACUGAAGAAAGAGCUAAGCAAAUGGAUUGUACUUGGCCAAAUACAGAAGGUGAAUGAGCUACUGGAGCACCUUAAGCCAAAACCUGUGGAUUGUUCGGAACAGGAAAAGUGGAAGCAUUUUGCAAACUUUGUUGAUAAAUUACAUGAGAUGGAUAAGCUGCCUGCAAUAUUUUUCAUAUUUAACGUGUUUUCAGUGGAACGUGCAGCUGAGAGUGUAUUCCUCAGUUUGAUAAGAAAACAAAGAAGAGAACAAGACCCUAAUAUUGAGAGGGAAAAAGAACGUUUAAGUGAUGAACUAAGAAAAGUGAAGAAAAUGCUAACAAAGUUCAACCCUCAGGAUGCCAAAAAGUUGAACCCCAGUAAAAUGGAAAACAUGGUAUUUCUUUUGAAUACAAAAACACAGUUGGAAAAAAGGCUUAAAAGGCUUACUGCUAUCCCUUCUAUAUGUACUUAUGCUGAUCCUAAAGCAGUAGAUGAAGACACUUUGAGGAAGAUUUUUCACCGACUUAGGUUUCAGAGAAGAGGUUAUCUGCAGCAAGCAAUGGCACAGAGGGGCAUUGGGUAUCAUCAUGGGUCUAUGGAUAGCAAGGAAAGACAAGCAGUGGAGAUGCUUUUCAGGAUGGGCUAUAUUAAGGUAGUCACAGCAACUUCAACACUUGCUCUAGGAAUCAACAUGCCAUGUAAAUCUGUUGUUUUUGUUGAAGACUCUAUCUUUUUAGAUGCCCUAAAUUACAGACAGAUGUCAGGUCGUGCUGGAAGACGGGGACAAGAUGUGAUUGGAAAUGUUUUCUUCUAUGAUAUCCCACUGCCUAAAGUUGAAAGACUCAUCAAAUCCAAUGUACCUCAGUUGAAAGGCCAGUUUCCUCUGACUAUUUCCUUAAUAUUGAGACUCAUGCUGUUGGCUGCAAACGCUGAUGACAAAGCAGAUGCCAGAGCUAAGGCACUGUCAGUGUUGAAGCACUCACUGAUGUCAUUCAGAAAAGAAAGAUAUGCUGAAAUAUUAAAAAUUUAUUUUAUCUUUUCCUUGCAAUUUCUUAUCAAAGAGGGCUACUUGGACCAAGAAGGGAACCCCAUAGGAUUUGCUGGACUUGUGACACACUUGCACUAUUACGAACCUUCAAAUUUUGUUUUAGUGAGCUUUCUUGUGAAAGGUUUAUUCCACAAAUUGUGCAAGCCAAUUAAAGGCUCAACUGUUUUUUCAGAAGCUGUCCUGGAAAAGCUAGUGCUCAUUCUAGCACACCUGUUUGGGAGAAAAUACCUUCCAGCCUGCUCAAUGAAAUACAAACACAGAUUUUACCAGUCAAAGGUCUUUCUAGAAGAUCUGCCAAAAAACUUUGCCGAUGCUGUAAAUGAAUACAACAGCAAAGUAGAGGAAAAUUUUGCUCAUUUUCUUCUGGCAACUGCCAAGCUGGCAGAUAUGGAACAAGAAUACAGACUUCCACUGUCGAAGACAGAUUUUGCAUCCAAGAAUUGGCAUGGCUCUGAACUAGCAUCUUAUUUGAUGGACAACACCAAAAGCAUAUCUGCUGUCUCACCUUUUGCAUGUUUAUCUGGAGUGACUGAUAAUGAUCUAUUUCAUGGGGAGAUCAUUAAUAAAGCUGUCUUACGUUCCCUUGGAAUUAAUGCCACAAACUGCCCCCUGCUUCACCGGAACAAGUAUGAUAAUCAAGGAAGGAAGCAGCCGCUCAAUGCCUAUGCACUGGACUUUUUUAAGCAUGGGUCCUUGAUUGCACUGACAACUGAUAACUGGUUAAUUGAAGCAGAUGCUUACUAUGCUCUCAAGGAUUUUUUACUCCUCAUUAAGUCUAUCAGGUGAAGACACAAAAGGAGUUCCUGAGGAUUUAUCCUUCAACAUCCCAACAGUUAUGAAUUUAUGCUUUUUAUUUGCAGGUAAAGUUUGUGUCUUGAACUCAUCGGUGAGCUUCUGACAUUCCAUAUAGUAUUUGUAACGCAACUCCUACAAUUACAGCAAAGAAUCCCAUUAAGUAAAACAGUAUCUCUGGUUAUAAAACUCACAUACAAUCCCAAGAUUGAACAAAAGUUCUCUUAUAUUCUAUAGCAUUUAUGAUGUUUUCCAUUGCUGCUAGAAUGUAAUAAACCGUAAGUGAUUAUGGAAAAAAGCUCUUUGAAAAACAACUGAACAAGAAACAUGUGGAAUCCUGAUGACAAAGUAGGUUUUGAAAUAGUAGACUAUAGAAAACUGUAUUUCAAGUCACUGCUAAACCAGAAAUAGCAAAAAAUACCAGCUUAGACAUAAAGCAACAAAUUCUGAAAUUGUCGUAAAAAUAACCACCUGAAAGCAGUUUCAGUGGUGGAUUAUUUUUUUUCUUACUAGAUCCAAUAACUGUAUAAACUGUAAACUCAAUGAGAAUGGGAACAGAUGUACUCCAGAAUAAUACAGCAAAAGGCAAAUAAGUCUAUAUUUCAAGGACCUAAGAGACUUUUUCAUUUAAUCAUCUGCCAUUGGUAUUCUCAGAGCAUACAUUAUAUGAUUCACUGCUAGCCAGGCUUCACUAACUAACUAGAAUUAUUCUGUAUGGAACAACACUCACUCAGCCACCCCCAUGGAGCUGCUAGUACGUGCAAAAAAAACCCAUCAAGUUGUAUAACUGGAUCACUGGAAACUGAACAAAGAGAGAUUGGAUUCAUAUUCAAGGCAAAUAUCGAGACCUUAGGUAGACUCAGAAGACUGAAUUCUAUUAUCUUCAGAAAACAGAACACAGGCAGAUGAGUUCCUCUUUAGAUGGGCAAUAGAGAAGCUUAUUUGGAUUGGAAAGCUACAGAUCUGACUCAGAAAAGCCCACGCUACAAUAUAAAAAUAAGUAUUUGACGUCCAUAGCAAGAUUAAGUUCCAGCUUUCUGAAGAAAAAAGAAAAAGAAGAGUAAAAUCCUGACAGCUUUAAUAACCUAGUCAGAUUUACAGUCUAGAGUACCCUUCUAAGAAGAAAAAGACUAUAAAAGCUUCUUUAGAAAGUUGUGCAUUAACAAGUAGUAACUUGGCCAUACUUAAAAAAGACAUUCAAUCAUACCUCAUGACUCAUAUUUUGAAAUGCUGACAUUUCUGAUAUUGACAUUAGGCGAGUACAGAUCCUGCUACCGUCUGCUAGUGCUUCCUCCUGUCCUUCUACAGGCUGAAAAACAUUUUAUAGCAGACAUAGUUCAUUUUUAUAAGAAAAAAAUAAACGAAGCAGUACAGUGUUGUAACCCCAUAGUGAAGAACUUACAAGAAAUGUACUGGGUGUAUUCUUCUGAUCCUGACAUUGCUUUAUGUCAUUUUUAAAUAGAGUAUUUUUUGUGGAGUUCUCUUUUUCUCCAGAAGGCAGAUCUAUUAGAAAAUAAGACAGAAUAUUGUGAGAGCAUAUUAAGUAUGGAAAAUACCAAAAGGCUCCUGUGUGCAUCUAAAUAUAGGUGUUGAUUAAAAUCCAAGGUAUAUUGGCCUAAGUACGACCCUAGUACUUGCCGAAACGUCUGUGACGUAAAGCAAGAGGCCCACGCAAGAAGUUUUCUAACUGCCUGCAGAUGCUUGCCCUGAUACAAAACCAAACUUUUUCUCUCUAUGAGGUAAAAACAUUAAAUCAGAGCGUGGUUAACAUUCAUAUUGCACUACAACAGAUACCCAUUUAGUUCAGUAAUACACUUCUGACAGUUGUGAUACUGGUCGAUUAGGAAAAUUAUGAUACUUCUCCCCAGCUUCCAAAAAUACAGCCUAGGGACCUUCUAGAGAAAGCACAUUCAUAAAAUGCAUUUUAAAACCCUUAAAGAAUUUAUCGUCCAUUAAUUUGCUCAGACGCUUUCUGAACACUUCCUUGCUUUUGCUGUGCAGAUUGUUUAUUAGUAAUGAGUUGUACAAGUUGCAGGUGACUAGACCGACUUCCCGAAUCCUGUACUAUAAUUAAAUCUUGUACUAUAAUUUUCCCUACCUUUAACAAUGUCCACAUUAACGGGUGUUAACUUCAAAGCCAGUAUUUCAUCAAUCACAGGUUUAAUAUCCAUCUUCUUUUGAGCAUACUCUGGUGCUUUUUCAUAGCUGGAUGCGAUAUUCAUCAGGUCAAGCUGAGUUUUCAUUCUGGAAUAGGGAAAAAAAACCCAACAACAUUUAAGACUCACAUGGCAACAACUAAAUUACACCUGCCUACUACUACAAAAAGGGAAGAAAGAAAUCACUAAGAGGAAGAAGAGAUAAAAAGUAUGACUUUAAAAAAGUAAAGUUUCCUACAUUUUUUUCUUUUAACUUACUACUUGAUGAUUCACUUGAAUUAGGUUCCAUACACAACAAAAAUAGCAAGCAGUGCCUGUAGUUCACCAAAAAGAUUAAAAAGCCCUCACUUUUCUUAGCGUACUACACUUGAAUCUAAAUUACAUUCUUUUUUCAGAUGGGAAUGCUAGUGUUAGUCCAAACCACAAUACAAAGACCUUAAUUUCCAAUAUUCCUUCUUAAACUCUGCUUAAAACCUGGUAAGAAAUGUAAUUAAGGAUAUUUAGAAAUAAACAUACAAGAUAUGUAUACUGCAAACACAAAAAUUACGAAACUGUAGAAUCUCCAUACAUGCUCUUAGACUUCAAAGACUUCUGUAAAAGCUCCAGGCAUGGUUCAGUGGUCCCAAACUUAAACAAGACAGAUAAAGAUAUCCAAUCACCAUGUAUUAAUGAAUGGCUAUACUUAAGAUCUGUCAGGGAUUAAAUUCAAAAGUUUGAUUACCUCUAAUCCCAAAUAGUAUAUCACUACAACUCUUGCCUUAUGUCCUAAAAUUGGGAGUAUGGAGCAUAUAAAAAUCUGAAAACAUUGUAAUGUCUUAAUUACUAUGUAUUAAUUUCAUUUUAAGUUGCUGUAUCUGACUACAUUCAAAGUAUCUGUUUUCUUAGUUUUUAAUCAUAAAAGUACACUCAACAACUAACAAAAAAAGAAAAAAAAAUACCUUGUAUUCAAGCCACAGGCCACCUAUAAAUAAAACAAAAU